This is a messenger RNA of Beta vulgaris subsp. vulgaris (sugar beet), 714 nucleotides long. RefSeq lists its product as uncharacterized. Gene Ontology annotation, biological process: DNA integration. The record is from RefSeq and is a predicted model, not a curated record. The coding region runs from base 1 to 714 and encodes 237 amino acids. Gene Ontology annotation, molecular function: nucleic acid binding. The transcript is spliced from 2 exons. NCBI's taxonomy places the organism in Eukaryota, Viridiplantae, Streptophyta, Magnoliopsida, Caryophyllales, Amaranthaceae.
AUGAAAGAUACAUGGAAACAUCAAAAUCUAGCCGAUGCAUAUAGGAAGAAUGUUUUGCGCUUACAUGGUGUGCCAAAGGACAUUGUGUCCGAUAGAGAUAGUAGAUUCUUAUCUAAUUUUUGGCAGAAGCAUCAAGAAGCCUUAGGGACACAGUUGAAAAUGAGUACAUCAUUUCAUCCUGCUACUGAUGGUCAGACAGAGCGCACUAUCCAAACACUCGAGGACAUGUUGAGGGCAUGGGCCUUAGAAUUUCAAGGCUCGUGGGAAGAUAGACUGGACUUGUCUCAGUUUGAAGUCGGUGAGAAAGUACUCUUGAAAGUUUCUCCUAUAAAGGGAGUAAUGCGAUUCGGGAUGAAGGGAAAGUUAAGCCCUAAAUUCAUCGGACCAUAUGAGAUCCUAGAAAGAAUAGGUGAAGUUGCUUAUAGAUUGGCAUUACCUCCAGAGAUAGCUCGAGUUCACAACGUUUUCCAUAUUUCUCAACUUCGUCGCUCCAUUAGUGACCCCUCACAUGUACUCACACCUGAUGACUUGCAACUAGAAGAUAACCUUUCAUAUGUUGAGGUCCCUAUGAAAAUUCUUGAUAGUAAAGUUCGAGCAACUCGGAAGGGAGAAGUUAAACUGGUGAAAGUAUUGUGGUCGAACCACAAGAACGAUGAACUUAGUUGGGAAUCCGAGGAUGCGAUGCGAGCUCAAUAUCCCCACCUAUUUCAAUAG